AUGGCUGAUGCCAAUUCUUCGAAUCGCUCGGUGAGCCCGCCGCCUAGGUGGACAAUGGACCCGAAAAUGCUUGACUAUGAGAAUGAGUGGGCUGCGGAAAGCGGCUUUGGAUACGCUCUUGCUGCCCAAUAUGGUCUUAAAAACUGCACUCCAAUCAUGUGUGAGACGAGUCGUUCCCAUGAUAGCGGAUUGAUAUUCGAGAGUGAAGGGAAGUUCUAUUACCAUGACCAGUUAACACCGGGUCUCUAUGUUGUUUACAUUCGUCCGGAAACCUUGGAAGACAUUAUCGCUGUGAUGAAGGGUGAGAAGAAGGGUCGGAUUGUCAGGAAAGAGGUCAUGGCUCAAUAUGAGAGAUUCUCCGUUGCCCAGGUAUAUGACGCGAAGGACUUCACUGAGGCGAGUGACGACUCUGACUCCGACUCCGACCCCGACGUUGAGACCGAUUAUGAAGAACUGAAGGCAAAGAUCGAAUGCGUUAUUGUUGGGAACGAAACACAAGAAAGCCCGAAGUACACUAAGAACGAUCCGCCUGAACUGGAGUUAUCCUCUCUAUACUGUAACAAAAUGGAUAUUGAUAAAGUUCUUCCGGUUCUGCCUCUGUCUCUAGAACGGAAAGAAUGGGCGGAGGCUUCUGGGUAUCGGCAAGCUAAGCACUCUUGGACAGGACAGGCUGAAUGGCUGGUUGAUUAUCACAAGAAGAAGGAAUUGGAAACGUUGGGCGUUGACAGAAAGGUGCCCAAGGGCGAGGGAGCAGCUGGAGAGCGGAGCAAGAAAUAA
Messenger RNA from Talaromyces rugulosus, 777 nucleotides. RefSeq lists its product as uncharacterized. The record is from RefSeq and is a predicted model, not a curated record. Bases 1 to 777 code for a protein of 258 amino acids. NCBI's taxonomy places the organism in Eukaryota, Fungi, Ascomycota, Eurotiomycetes, Eurotiales, Trichocomaceae. The transcript has 5 exons.